Lodderomyces parapsilosis is the source of this 339-nucleotide messenger RNA. RefSeq names its product DNA-directed RNA polymerase II core subunit. Bases 1 to 339 code for a protein of 112 amino acids. The record is from RefSeq and is a predicted model, not a curated record. Gene Ontology annotation, molecular function: zinc ion binding; DNA-directed RNA polymerase activity; nucleic acid binding. Gene Ontology annotation, cellular component: RNA polymerase II, core complex. NCBI's taxonomy places the organism in Eukaryota, Fungi, Ascomycota, Pichiomycetes, Serinales, Debaryomycetaceae. Gene Ontology annotation, biological process: transcription-coupled nucleotide-excision repair; DNA-templated transcription; transcription initiation at RNA polymerase II promoter. The transcript has a single exon.
AUGGCAUCAUUCAGAUUUUGCGCAGAAUGCAACAAUAUGUUGUACCCGAAAGAAGACAAAGAAGAUCAACGUCUACUCUACGCAUGUCGAAAUUGUGGAUACACUGAAUUGGCCGAAAACCCAAAAGUCUACCGUCAUGAAUUAAUGACCAAUAUUGGUGCUACAGCUGGUGUCGUUGAAGAUAUUGGUAACGACCCAACUUUACCUAGAAGUGAUAAAGAAUGUACACGUUGUGGCAAUCGUGAUUGUGUGUUUUUCCAAUCACAGCAACGACGUAAAGAUACCAGUAUGAUUUUGUUUUUUGUAUGUCUAGAAUGCAAAAAUGUGUUUCAAGCAUAA